Gorilla gorilla gorilla (western lowland gorilla) is the source of this 2114-nucleotide messenger RNA. RefSeq names its product T-box transcription factor TBX1-like. The record is from RefSeq and is a predicted model, not a curated record. NCBI's taxonomy places the organism in Eukaryota, Metazoa, Chordata, Mammalia, Primates, Hominidae. Bases 15 to 467 code for a protein of 150 amino acids. The transcript has 2 exons.
GAAGAGGCUCAGGCAUGGCGGGCUGCAGGUCCGGAGCCCUGCCCCGCGGGGAGGCAGCUAAGGCCCCGCGAGAAAUCGAGCGCAGCGCCGGUGGGCUGGCACUGCUGGGGGACCCAGCGCACCCUCCUCAGCUGCUGGCCCGGGUGCUAAGCCCCUCAUUGCCCAGGGAGGCGGGGACCGCCAAGCCUACGCCAACCCGGAACUCUAGCUGGCCCGCAAGGGCGGCGCGCAGCUCCGGUUCCCGCCCGUGCCUCUCCCUCCGCACUUCCCCGCAGGCUGAGGGAGCUGGCUCCGGCCUCGGCCAUUCCAGGAAGAGGCUCCCACAGUGCAGCGGCGGGCUGAAGGGCUCCUCAGGCGCGGCCAGAGUGGGCGCCCAGGCCGAGGAGGCGCCAAGAGCGAGCGAGGGCUGCGACGACUGCCAGCAUGCUGUCACCUCUCACUAUGACUAUCUGGGAUCUGCUUUAUAAAUAAACAAGCCAAAAGAAAUACCCUCAAGACCAAGACCAACACAGGAAAACAUCAGUGUUCAUAGCUGCCAUAUUCAUAAUGGCUAAAAAUGUGAGACGACUGAAAUGUCUGUAAGUAGUGAUUUGGAUAAUAAAUUAUCAUGUAUUUAUUUAACAAAAUACUAUAUUUUUAUGAGAAUAAAUAAACUAAAACAAGAGCAUGGAGAAAUCUUAUAAAUAAACCUUGGGGGACAAAAUCCAGACACAAGAUACUACAUAUACUGUAUGAUUCCAUUUAUGUAAACCCUAAACAGGCAAAAUUAUUUUUGUUUUAGAAAUCAUGAUACUGCCUAAAAUGGCACUUGAUGGGGGCUGCCGGGCUGCUGCUUACAUUCUGUUUCUUGAUCUGUUUGCCUAUUACAAAAGUAUGAUGGGUUUGUAAAUAUCCAUAGAGCUGUAGACAUAUGAAUUUUUCCUUUCCUGUAGAUAUGAUGUAAUUCAAUACUCCUUACCUACUUAAGAGGUACUGUUUAAAAGAUCACCCAAUAAUCUCAAAUUACUAACUGUAACUUAAAAAAACUUGCAAGGCCUUGUCACUGAAAACUACAAAAUAUUAUUGAGAUAAACACAAAAAUAAGUGGAGGGACAUACCAUGUUCGUGGCUUGGAAGAUUCGUUAUUGCAGAUAUAUCUAUUUUAUUCAAGUUGAUAUUAAAAUCGAAUGUAAUGCUAGGAAAAAUUUUACAAGAAACAUGACAAAUAUUCUAAAUUUUAUAAAAAAUAAAAAUUGCCAAUGCACUCUUAAACAAUAACAACAAUAAAGGACUAGCUUUAUCUGUCAUUAAGACUUAGAAAGUUUCACUAAUGCAAUGCAAUAUUGAUGCAAAAAAUAUAUGAACUGCCCAAAGAAAAACAAUGAGUCCCAAAACAGAACCAAAUAUUUAGGGAUGCUUUAUUUGUUACAAAGCUAAUGUUACAUGCUCUUUUCAACAAAUGCUGCUGGAGUAUUUAGAUAGCUGUAUUUUUAAAAACAGCAUUCAUCUCACAGCACUAAUAAAAAUCUAUUUCAGGUACAUUUAGAUUUCCAAAUGUGAAGAACAAAACAAUGCUUCUAAAUAAUUGUAUAAGACACCAUUUUGAAGACCUUGAAAUGGGAAAUCUCUUAAAGAGGAUACGAAAGUAAUUAAUGAUAGAAGAAAAUAUUUUCAAAUUUUAGUUAAAAAUAAGAAAUUCACCUUAGAAAAUAUAAGAUGUAGAAAGCAAAAAAGUAAAACAGAGUGAGAGAAAAUGCAAUACAUAUAACUGCCAUAGAUUUUAUAUUCAAGAUAUGUAAAGAACCCCUACACAUGGGUAAGGAGAAAGGUAACCAAAUGGAAAAUUAUGCAAGCCUUGAACAAAUAUUUUAGAAGAGAAGAUAGUCAAAUAAACAGAUAAAAAGGAGAACAAUUUCUCUAGUAAUCAAGGAAGUGGAAAUGAAAGCCACAAUGAAAUACUGCUACAGACCCAUCAGAAAGACCAAAUAUAAAGUUUGACAAUACCAAGUUUUGGCAAAAGUAGGAUCACUUAAGGGGAAUAUAAAUUUAAGAGAUUUGCUAGGCGGCGGAGCUUGCAGUGAGCCGAGAUUGCGCCACUGCGCUCCAGCCUUGGCAACCAAGCCAGACUCCAUCUC